Molecule: messenger RNA, 543 nt
Organism: Anopheles cruzii
Lineage: Eukaryota; Metazoa; Arthropoda; Insecta; Diptera; Culicidae
Exons: 3
Coding region: 1-543 (180 amino acids)
Biological process (GO): microtubule-based movement
Cellular component (GO): cytoplasmic dynein complex; cytoplasm
Molecular function (GO): dynein intermediate chain binding
Source: RefSeq, a predicted model, not a curated record
AUGGCCGUUUGGGGGAAAGUGAAAAUUGCCAGCACCACCACAACGUCCAAGGCUCCAUUGGCGCGGACCCCGAGCAAAGCCGGUACAUUGUUCAGCGAAACGCUCACGGCGGCCCUCGGCAAGCGGAAGAGUAAGUUUAAGGACAUCACCGAGGAGCUGAACGUACACAUCAACGAGGAGGAAAAGGAGGAGCUCUACCAGCGGCCCCUGUUCAAUGCGGACAAAAUCCGGCGCAUGAUGGAGCGCAUCGUCCAAAAGCAGUUCGAGGUGGACGAGGAGGAGAUGCGGUACGUGUACGAUCCGGGAAAGAACCUAAAAAUGUGCCAGAACAUCUCGAAGCAGAUCAAGGAUCGGCUGAAGGCGAUGAACUUUAAACGUCACCGCAUUAUCAGUAUAGCGACGAUCGUCGAGAAGCAGCAGCAAGGAAUUCACUACAAGAUGAAUUUUAUCCUCGAUCCGAAGUUGGACGACUACGUGCGAUUUUAUCACGAAACGCCCCACUUUUACGUCAUCGCCACCGUGCUGCUGGUGCACAAGGACUGA